UCUUCCUCUGUGGCGUUGGGUACAGAGUCCAUUAAGAUGGAAAAUGGACAAAGCACGGCGGCUAAGCUGGGGCUUCCUCCCCUCACACCAGAACAGCAGGAAGCUCUCCAGAAAGCAAAGAAGUAUGCGAUGGAGCAGAGUAUCAAGAGCGUGCUGGUGAAGCAAACCAUCGCCCACCAGCAACAGCAGCUCACCAACCUCCAGAUGGCAGCAGUGACAAUGGGCUUUGGAGAUCCUCUCUCACCUUUACAAUCGAUGGCAGCUCAGAGGCAGCGCGCCCUGGCCAUCAUGUGCCGUGUGUAUGUGGGCUCCAUAUACUAUGAACUUGGAGAAGAUACCAUUCGUCAGGCCUUUGCCCCCUUUGGACCCAUAAAAAGCAUUGAUAUGUCCUGGGACUCUGUUACGAUGAAACACAAGGGUUUUGCUUUUGUGGAAUACGAGGUGCCUGAAGCCGCUCAGCUGGCCUUGGAGCAGAUGAAUUCUGUCAUGCUGGGGGGAAGAAAUAUAAAGGUUGGGAGACCCAGCAAUAUAGGUCAGGCACAACCGAUUAUAGACCAGCUAGCAGAAGAGGCGCGGGCGUUCAACCGCAUCUAUGUGGCAUCCGUUCAUCAGGACCUUUCAGAUGAUGACAUCAAGAGUGUGUUUGAGGCCUUUGGGAAGAUUAAAUCCUGCACGCUAGCCAGGGAUCCGACGACAGGAAAACACAAAGGCUAUGGUUUCAUUGAAUAUGAGAAAGCACAGUCUUCCCAAGACGCCGUUUCCUCUAUGAACCUCUUCGACCUUGGGGGUCAGUAUCUCCGAGUUGGUAAAGCUGUGACUCCUCCAAUGCCUCUCCUGACGCCUGCAACGCCAGGAGGAUUACCUCCAGCAGCGGCUGUCGCUGCAGCGGCUGCUACAGCAAAGAUCACAGCACAGGAAGCAGUGGCAGGAGCCGCGGUUCUUGGCACCUUGGCAACCCCUGGGCUGGUCUCCCCAGCGCUGACUCUGGCCCAGCCCUUAGGGGCAUUGCCCCAGGCCGUAAUGGCAGCACAAGCACCUGGAGUCAUUACAGGUGUAACCCCCGCCCGACCUCCCAUUCCGGUCACCAUUCCACAAGUGGGGGUUGUGAAUCCGAUCCUGGCCAGUCCCCCAGCAUUGGGCUUGAUGGAGGUCAAAAAGGAGAAGGAAGAAGAGGAGGUCUUCCAGGAGUCAGAGAGGCCAGAGAUGCUGAGCGAACAGGAGCACAUGAGCAUAUCUGGCAGCAGCGCCCGUCAUAUGGUGAUGCAGAAGUUGCUCCGUAAGCAGGAGUCCACUGUGAUGGUGCUUCGCAACAUGGUGGAUCCAAAGGACAUUGAUGACGACCUGGAGGGAGAAGUGACAGAAGAAUGUGGCAAAUUUGGGGCUGUAAACAGGGUCAUCAUCUACCAGGAGAAGCAAGGAGAAGAGGAGGAUGCAGAGAUCAUCGUCAAGAUCUUUGUGGAGUUCUCCAUGGCCUCAGAGACUCACAAGGCCAUUCAGGCUCUGAAUGGGCGCUGGUUUGCAGGAAGAAAGGUGGUAGCAGAGGUGUAUGACCAGGAGAGAUUUGAUAACAGCGACCUGUCAGCAUGAACUCUACUCGAAAGACUUUGCCCCUGCCUCCUCUGCUUGUCUGGGGUUUUUUUAGCCAUGUGUAAAGAACGCUCCAGGGUGGGCACGGAUCUCUGUGAUGUACUUGUAGUUUGGAUAAAAGCGCAAAGAAAA
This is a messenger RNA of Leptosomus discolor (cuckoo roller), 1719 nucleotides long. The record is from RefSeq and is a predicted model, not a curated record. Lineage: Eukaryota; Metazoa; Chordata; Aves; Leptosomiformes; Leptosomidae.